Molecule: messenger RNA, 2579 nt
Organism: Leucoraja erinaceus (little skate)
Lineage: Eukaryota; Metazoa; Chordata; Chondrichthyes; Rajiformes; Rajidae
Gene: fam120b
Product: family with sequence similarity 120B
Exons: 12
Coding region: 349-2421 (690 amino acids)
Cellular component (GO): nucleus
Source: RefSeq, a predicted model, not a curated record
GCAUCGGCGGCGGCAGCACAAUUGUGUAAGCGAGGAGAGAACGGUGUGGACUUGAACAAAUUGCUGGAAAAUCAUCGGUGAGACCAAGAGGCGACUACAUUGCUAAACACUGGCACUGUGUCUGGCAGGGCCACCUGGAGCUCCAAGUUGCUAGCCACUUGUUCACCUUCCCGUCCCAUAUUUACCACACUAGCCUUGGCCUCUUUCGUUCAGACUAAAUCCACACAUAGAUGGAAGAAUAGCACCUCAUAUCCCGCUUGGAGAGCCUACAACCCAAUGAGAUGAACAUUGAAUUCUCCAAUUUCAGACUUUGAACGCAUUUCAUUGGGAUUAUUAGCCUACUCUGUGAUGGGUGUAAAGGGUCUCCAGCAGUUUGUGGAUCACAUCUGUCCAGCUGUGAAGGUAUGGGUGGACUUGAAGGAGAUGGCAGAGCAAUAUCAACGCUCCCAUCCUGAAUGUUCUCCUGUUGUGGCUGUGGACACCAUGGCAUGUCUACGAUAUUGGUACACCCCUGAGGCCUGGGUUCACGGUGGACAGUGGCGUGAGUAUUUAGACAGUCUAAAACGUUUUGUGAAUGCUUUCUCAACGGCCGGCAUAGGGCUGGUGUUUUUCUUUGAUGGGGUAAUAGAACAGAAAAAAAGAGAUGAAUGGAUCAAACGACGACUGAGGUGCAACCUAGAGAUCGCAAAAAUCUUUCAAUACAUAAAGGCAAACGCCUGUCAACCAGGUACGGAGAUGUUCUUUAUUCCAUCAGGAUUGGCCACGUUCACUCGCUUUGCCUUGAAAUCCAUGGGCUUAAACAUCAAGUGUUCCCUGCAGGAGGCCGAUUAUGAAGUAGCAAACUACGCGAGGUUAAAUGAGUGUAUGGCGAUUCUAAGCCAGGACACGGACUUCCUCAUUUAUGACACAGUGCCUUACCUCUCGAUAACCAAACUGUCGCUGGAAAAGCUAUCUACUGUCAUGUACUCCCGUGGAAAACUCUGCCAUUCCCUCAACCUACGGAUGGCAGACUUACCACUUUUAGCCUGUCUUCUUGGUAACGACACAGUGCCAGAAAACACGGUGGACAGAUUGAAGUACCGGUGCCUGGAUGAAUACUUGCCAAACGGCCGAACUGCAAGGCAGAGGAAGCAGAUAGUUGCGGCAGUAGCACAUUACAUUUGCAAUGUGGACCAUUCUCACAGUGGAUUGAGAGAAGUGAAGAGAAACCUGCCAUGCCAUUCAGAUGAAAGCUUGUUGGAAAAGGGAGUGGAAUCUUAUAUACUGCCUGGACAGAGUUCACCAUGGCUUCCCCGCAACAAAAUAUCUCCAGUGACACAGCAGUGUGAGAUGCCUACAUGCCUAAAUCAUAGGAUUUUGCAGUUUGCAAGAGAAAAGCACAUCAAAGCUGAGAGCUCUAUGGUCUAUAAAGUCUUGAUUAAAGGAGAAGUUGAUUGCAGCAACACUCUGGAAGACGAGUUGGAUGCAGAUCUUCCUGGACAAGGAAUUAUUUACCGACCCGCUCGACAGUCUAUUUAUGGCAUUCUUCUCUCAGCUGAGCCAAAUGCCCAGCCGGAUUCUGCCAGAUUGUAUCCUACGGUGAAGGAGUGGUUUGUGUAUCCAGGGAACCUACUCCAGCAGCCAGAUCUUGUACUAGCUUUGCCACCAGAACUACCAGGAGGAAUUCCAGAUUUACAAACCUUAUGGCUAACAGAAGGACCCGCAGUUGAGAAGUUACGUUACCGGAUGUUUCUCGCAUGUUUUGGCUUACAAGAUUUUGUUCAGGAGUUCCUUCAUCUGGAGCUUCCCUCGACUGCAGUUGUUUGCUGCCUGCUGCUCUAUAUGACGCUGCAGGUCACCACAUUAUGUGUGGAGGACCUAGAUGCAUAUUUGGCUCAAGUUGUAUGUAUCCGUGAUAAGCCAGCUGACCAUCUCGCUCAAAUACAGGUACCCCAUGUUGAUUCGCGAGCUGUGCACCUGGCUUCCCUUUUUGUGCGGGGCCUCUCCGUGCUCAUUGCAGCUAAUAGUGCUUGUGGGUUCCCAUUUAAAAUGGUCGGCCUGAUGCCAUGGGAGGUGUUUGACGGGAAGCUUUUCCACGCAAAGUACCUGCAGUCUCACAAUGGAUGUACAAUGGAGGACCUCUUGGAAAAAAAUGACAUCCUGGUUCACGAGUUUCAGAAGAUGAAGUUUCUCAUCAACACUGUAUGUGCAGGAAAGAAUAGAAUUUUACAGAGCAAACCUCGGCCUCUUGCCCCAGUCAGAGACAGGCCUGACCCCCACGGUGGAGGCAGCCAUCACAAUUUCCAGCGUGCACAGCCUACUCAUCACCCAAGGUAUCAGGGACGAUAUCCACAGCCUGGUUGGACCAACUCGGCUCAAGCAGCCUUCUUGUUUAUUUCAGGUAGAAGAUCUCAACCGCGUCCAGGAUCCUACAACAAAUGACCACAGUACACAUCACGGAGAGUCGGGUGCGUCUGUGGAGAGAGAACUAGAGUUAACCUUACAUGUUGAUAACUACAUCAGGAUUAAUGAAAAUUCCAAUGAAGUGUCCUUGACCUGAAACAUUGUGUAAAAUAAAUUACAUUUUCACAUUUAUGCAA